AUGUCGACGUCCUUUCCAUAUGGAAAUCCCGACUUCCAGGAGGUCACUUUCUACAGCCGCGAUGGCCAGAAGAUUACGAUAAACCUGUACUCGAUUGACCUAUUCUACCAGUACAAUGUCCGCAUAUGCAUCAAUCUUGGCUCUCAGCUCGGUGCUUCGGUCGUCCUUCUGGUGUUUCUGCUGCUGUUGACUCACAGCGACAAGCGUGGCUCAUCCGUCUUUAUUCUCAACGGUCUAGCUUUGUUGUUCAACAUCGUGCGCCUGCUUUUCCAGACGAUUCAUUUCUCCACCCCUUUUGAAAAGGUCUAUCCCUUCUUUUCCGGCGACUACUCGGCUGUCAAACCUAGCGCUUACGCCAUAUCUAUCCUGGGCGUCGUCUUCGAGACGAUGCUCGUCAUGUGCACCAUGAUCUCGCUGGUCGUGCAGGUGCAUGUGGUGUGCAAAACAUUGCGACGUCGAUACAGAAGGCCCUUGCUGGCCUUCUCUGUGCUGGUGGCGUUGGUACCUAUUGGGUUCCGGAUGGGAUGGAUGGUGAUCAACUGCAUCUACAUCAUGGCAGCCGAAGGCACGGCCGAAUGGGUGUGGCUGGAGAGCGCCCUCAACAUCGUGAUCACCAUCAGCAUCUGCUUUUUCUGUACGGUAUUCGUCGUCAAACUGGGCCAUGCGAUCAGGCAGCGCCGUCGACUCGGCGUUCGUGACUUCGGCCCCAUGAAGAUUAUUUUCGUCUGCGGUUGCCAAACUCUCACGAUCCCCGCUCUCUUCUCCAUUCUUCAAUACUUUUCCCACGUCCCGGAGCUGGCCGACAACGUUCUGACCCUCGUCACCCUAUCCUUGCCACUGUCCUCGAUCUGGGCCGGUGCCGCGCUUGAGAAUGCUCAGCGGAUCGACGCGACUCGCCGUCCUCGUAACCUGUGGCGCGCACUCGCCUUCGGAAUGAGCCGAUCCAUGUCUAGCAACCGCUCGGGGACCGAAAUGACUGCUACGGCUUACACCGGACAGACCUUGUGCUAUGCGGAUCAGCAAAUCAGCAAGCAUUCACAGGAUUCCGAGAUACCCCUGGCAAUCUCAGUUGAGCACGAUAUCUCCGUCGACUCUGUCAGGUGCUCUCGACAGGACAAGUCUAUGGCUUAG
Penicillium cinerascens is the source of this 1131-nucleotide messenger RNA. It is a transcript of the gene preB, whose product is annotated as alpha-factor pheromone receptor STE2. The record is from RefSeq and is a predicted model, not a curated record. Gene Ontology annotation, biological process: G protein-coupled receptor signaling pathway. Lineage: Eukaryota; Fungi; Ascomycota; Eurotiomycetes; Eurotiales; Aspergillaceae. The coding region runs from base 1 to 1131 and encodes 376 amino acids. Gene Ontology annotation, cellular component: membrane; G protein-coupled receptor homodimeric complex. The transcript has a single exon. Gene Ontology annotation, molecular function: mating-type factor pheromone receptor activity; pheromone binding.